This is a messenger RNA of Microplitis demolitor, 1898 nucleotides long. It is a transcript of the gene Alas, whose product is annotated as 5-aminolevulinate synthase, non-specific, mitochondrial. The transcript is spliced from 4 exons. NCBI's taxonomy places the organism in Eukaryota, Metazoa, Arthropoda, Insecta, Hymenoptera, Braconidae. Gene Ontology annotation, biological process: hemoglobin biosynthetic process; erythrocyte development; heme biosynthetic process. Gene Ontology annotation, molecular function: pyridoxal phosphate binding; 5-aminolevulinate synthase activity. Gene Ontology annotation, cellular component: mitochondrial matrix; mitochondrion. Bases 139 to 1728 code for a protein of 529 amino acids. The record is from RefSeq and is a predicted model, not a curated record.
UGCAAGAAAUCAGUAGUCUUUGAUCCGCCAAACAGUUCACGUUCAAGUUAAAAGAAAAUAAAAUAAAUAAUAAAUUAGUAGUUACAUAAUACUAUAUUUAUCAUUGUGAUAUAUUUAUAUUAUUUUUUAUCGAUCGAAAUGUUGAGUGGUCAAAGAUUUAUUCACGUUACUUUUCAAUUAGCAAGUGCUGUAAAAGGAAAAGCUGACAUAAUGCCGUGCCCAUUUCUAACGCGCCUCUCUGCUAAUUACGUACGCAAUUACAGUACGUCAUUGAUAACAAACUACCGUCAGUACUGUCCAGUGAUGUCAAGAUUAUCUAGCACAGCAGCAGAAACUGAAGAAAUUCGCAAGUCUAUAGCAUCUAUUACGCAAUGUCCUUUUCUCUUAAAAGAACCUGCAGCAAUAAAAGAAGCGAGUUCAGCAGUUGAAGAUGACAUCAUUAAUCUGGGUGAUCCAAAAAAUGAAGAAAAAACUUUUCCUUAUGAAGAAUACUUUCAUGAGCAGAUAAUUAAAAAAAAAAAUGAUCAUUCUUAUCGGGUGUUUAAAAAAGUAAAUCGUCUUGCUCAAGAAUUUCCUUCAGCUAUUGAGUAUUCUUGGGGUGAAAAGCCAAUAACUGUUUGGUGCUCAAAUGAUUACUUAGGAAUGUCACGUCAUCCAGCGGUAACAGGGUCUGUACAUAAAGCAUUGGAUGAUUUUGGAGCUGGUGCUGGUGGCACCAGAAACAUUUCGGGUAAUUCAAUGGGCCAUGAAAAAUUAGAAAAUCGUCUUGCCGCCUUACAUAAAAAAGAAGCUGGUCUUCUUUUCACUUCUUGCUUUGUAGCCAAUGACUCGACAUUAUUUACCUUAGCUAAAAGUUUACCAGGAUGUCAUAUAUUUUCUGACUCGGGUAAUCACGCUUCCAUGAUACAAGGUAUUAAAAAUAGCGGUGUACCUAAACAUAUAUUUCGACACAAUGAUGUAAAGCAUCUUGAAGAAUUGUUGUCGAGUGUUGAUCGUUCAUUGCCUAAAAUAGUAGCAUUUGAAACCGUACAUUCCAUGGAUGGAAGCAUCUGUCCUUUAGAAGAAAUGUGUGAUGUUGCUAAAAAAUAUGGAGCUUUAACAUUCGUUGAUGAAGUUCAUGCCGUUGGCUUGUACGGUUAUUCUGGCGCUGGCAUUGGAGAACGGGAUUGGGUGCUUGAUAAAAUGGACAUAAUAUCUGGUACCCUGGGUAAAGCAUUUGGGAACGUUGGUGGUUACAUCGUUGGAUCGUCGAUGCUUAUAGACAUGAUAAGAAGUUAUGCAGCGGGAUUUAUUUUUACAACUUCGCUACCACCUACGGUUCUCUAUGGCGCGAUGGCUGCCGUUGAUGUUUUAGCCUCGGAGGAAGGCCGAACUCUCCGUGGAAUGCAUCAGCAAAAUUGCACUUACUUAAAAUCAAUGCUUACUUCCGCUGGUCUUCCUGUAGAACCUUCUCCAUCUCAUAUCAUUCCUGUUAAAGUCGGAGAUCCUCUAGUGUGCAGUCAGAUAGCUGAUACAUUACUUAAAGAAAAAGGGCAUUAUAUCCAAGCCAUAAAUUAUCCGACGGUUGCUAAGGGUGAAGAAAAAUUACGGAUCGCACCUACGCCACAUCAUUCUGCAGAAAUGAUUGAUAAGUUUGUGCAAGAUCUACAAGAUGUUUUUCAUCAAGUUAAUGUACCUAAAGUACCAAUGGCUUCUGAAUACUUUUCUCAGGCUAUAAAAGUUCAUUAACGUUUGUAGAUAAUGAUAAAAGAAUUGUACAAAUGGUACAAAAUAUAGUUUAAUUAUAAAAAUUAUAUUUAUGGUAAUAAAUUUUAAAAUUGUUCAAUUUUAAAUGUACUACAUCAAUACGUGUAACAUGUACAAUUGUUAAAAUAUAUGGAUACAUUAUCCGGGAUAAA